Messenger RNA from Rubroshorea leprosula, 990 nucleotides. The record is from the annotation of a GenBank genome assembly. Lineage: Eukaryota; Viridiplantae; Streptophyta; Magnoliopsida; Malvales; Dipterocarpaceae.
AGCCCCCCAAGCCACCAACUCUCUCCCCCCUUGACAACCCGGUGAGAUCUUGAUGAAAUUCCUUCCUUUCUAGUUCAAUCACAAGAUUUAGGACCUAAAACUCCCUCCUAAACCUAGAAAUUUCCAGACCUGCUUUGGUCUUCCUCCCCUGUCCGCCGGUUGCUAUAUGGGUUUGAAUUUCUGGGCAUUUUUUGGUUUCCGUGAGUUUCCUUGCAGAUGCCGUUGGCUUCUUCUCCUUGCCAGCUCCGGUUUGCUUGCUGGAAUUUUGGUUUUGAUCGUGCUGUCACUAUAGCGCUUAGGUUAAGCCUUCUAUUCUGUGCGAGGGAGGAAACGAAACCGAGUACGGGGAAACCAAGGGGAGUGACGAGGUAGAAGGCUAGCCAUUUCUAAUCAGAUAUAAGCUUUAGAUUUUAUCAUCAUUUUUGUAAGGUAGAUUUUAUUCUUGAGAUUAUGUGAAUUGGAUAAGUUCUGAGGCUUGUGCAUUUGUGGGACUCAUCUCACAAGUGCACGGCGUCUGUCGCGCCUUGGAUUUGGGUUAUGAGACGUGACAUAAGGAGUAAUUAAGUAGGAACAAAAUAAAGAGUGGUACUUGAUAGAGGAAAACAAAAUUAACACACAUGCAUAUAAUUCAACGUGCGGAGUCCAGUAGGUUGAAGAUGAUGAAGCAGGCAAUGACAUGUUUACAUGAUUGUGCAUCCGUGUUGAUUUUGUUCACUGCAGCAAUAGGCGUAACCGCUUGCGCAGCCACCCCGACCCCAACUGUUUUGGUUGGACUCGCCCACCACGCCAACAUGGGCACCCAGGCCUUCCACUGUAGCAUUCAUCACAACAAAACCCUGAGGGAAGUGGAGUUAGAAACGGUGGCGGUCCUAGUUCUUGGGAGUCCUCUACCUCAUUUUUCUUCUCUGGCUCCUUCGACUCCUCUUGUUCAGGUUUCAAUUCGAGCUCUUUGAUGAUCUCGUAUUUCUUUAAUUAAUUUGUUCACAACAC